AUGGAGGAUUCACAAGGAGAGGAGCAACAAAAAGCGCUCUCCUGGAGCGGGCUGGCCUCUGUGGCUAAAGCCGAAGACGAUCUUGACGAGGGAAAAAGGCGCACAAUUGCGCCUGAGCGCGUAGCACACGGAUGGAAACGCAGGAUCGAGGAUUCUUCUGCGAAUCAACGGAGAGGAGCAACAAAAAGCGCUCUCCCUGAGAGCGGCUGGCCUCUGCGGCUACAGCCGAAGACGAUCUCGAUGAGGGAAAACGCCGAAGGUGAGUAUGAAAAAAACAAUGGAUAAGAACAGGUGAGUAUUAAAAUCAUAAAACACAGGGUCGAGGAUUCAUCUGCGAAUCAAGGGAGAGGAGCAACAAAAAGCGCUCUUCCGGAGCCGGCUGCCCUCUGCGGCUAAAGCCGAAGACAAUCUCGACGAGGGAAAGAGGUGCAAUCAUACGCCUGAGCGCGUAGCGCACGGAUGGAAACGCAGGAUCGAGGAUUCUUCUGCGAAUCAACGGAGAGGAGCAACAAAAAGAGCUCUCCCGAGAGCAGCUGGCCUCUGCGGCUACAGCCGAAGACGAUCUUGACGAGGGAAAAAGGCGCACGACUGCGCCUGAGUGCGUAGUGCACAGAAGGAAACGCAGGAUUGAGGAUUCUUCUGCGAGUCAGCGGAGAGGAGCAACAAAAAGCGCUCUCCCCGAGAGCGGCUGGCCUCUGUGGCUACAGCCGAAGACGAUCCCAACGAGGGACAAAGAAGCAGACUGCAGCUGA
Xyrichtys novacula (pearly razorfish) is the source of this 752-nucleotide messenger RNA. NCBI's taxonomy places the organism in Eukaryota, Metazoa, Chordata, Actinopteri, Labriformes, Labridae. The record is from the annotation of a GenBank genome assembly.